UUUACAUAAUCAUUUUCACGAUACAUGGUAAUUAAAUUUUCGUGGAGGACUAGCAGCUAGCAGUCGGUCGAUCUAGAAAGUGCCUGAUUGAAGUGGUGUUGACGACGAGGAAUAGGAUUGGUUUGGAAGCCAGUGCAAGUCCAGCUUGUAUCGCGCUGCGAGUGCAGACCGCAAUGGUAGUCCUUGCAGCGCGUCGGCCCGCCUCUCAAGCGUCCUUGGCGCUGGCACGCGUACUAGCGUUAUGGCUUGUGUUGAGCGUUUCUCAGUUCGUGACUGCAUCGGGGCAGUGCCGCAACAUCACCACGCCACUGCGUUUCACUGUGGACUGCACCGCAGUAACACCUCUGGAUACCCAGCGGGCUUCCAACUUUCUCGCGGCCAUGCAGUUACACUUGGUGGAGUUUGAUGAGAAUGUAACUGUGUCCCUUAACUUAUCUGGCAAUGCCAUCACUAGCAUUUCAACACUAUCGGCCCUUCUCCAGCCAUUCUCAACCAUAGAUCUGAGCAACAAUAGAAUUGCCAACUUGACUUCAAUGGAUUUUGUUGACCUGGUCAACCUAACUACACUAGAUCUCUCGCGCAAUUCGAUCACGGCGAUCGAGGUCAGUACAUUCAAUGGCUCAACUCAUACUCCCAACGUGACGGGCAUUGACCUGUCCUACAACCAACUUGAAGCUCUGCCUGAAGGUGCAUUUGCCAACUUGCUUGAACUAACAACACUGGACCUGUCUUAUAACAUGAUUCGUCUCAUCUCAGACUCUGCCCUGGCGGACAGCAGCAGCUUGGCACGAUUAGUAUUGUCGCACAACUCACUCCGUACAGCGGAUUUCCUCGGCAUCUACAGUCCAGUUCGAUACCUGUACCUUGAUGAUAACAGAAUUGAAACAACUGCUGGGAUGCGAGCUGCCAACUUCUCAUUCAUUGAUAUUCGUAACAACAACAUCACCACACUUGACCUCACUUUCCUCGCAUCGACAUCGCCAGCUUUCAACAGCAGCGGACUGCUCUGCAGUGGCAACUACUUUAGCUGUGCGUGUCUUCGCAACAUCACUGACAUAAUUGACCGGUCCAAUGUGACCUUGCUGAGAGAGGAGCAGAGAGCAGGCCUGUGUGCUUGUUCCGUGCCGAACAGGUCGUAUCGAUACGGUCGUGAUUGCUCAAUGGCAUGUGAUUGCCAGGCGAAUACCACUGUCAACUGUCACCCAGUCAGUGGGCGAUGUAACUGCAUUCCGGAUUAUGCCCUACACAAUUGCUCUCUUGAUAUCCACUCAGAGUGUCCCAGCGUGUGCAACUGCAGCGAAGACGCCACCAGGCUGCUCUAUGCCAACUGUGCCGGUCGUAAUUUGACUGCUCUGCCGGCGUACAUCAGCCCGUACACAUCCGCACUUGAUCUCAAUAAUAACAUGUUCACCGUGCUCAACGGCUCUGAGUUCGCAACUCAUACAAGGCUACAGACAUUGAGCUUCAGAAACAAUAGGAUAUCAUCAAUCAUCAAUGGCGGUCUUUCUCAGCUUCCAGUCCUCAUAUCACUGGUUCUGGAUGGCAAUUUGCUGACCUAUGACAGCCUCAACUCAUCAGGAAUUUUCCCAAGAAGUUUGGUCCAGUUGGAUCUGUCUGACAACCCAAUUGGCACGGUUCCAAGGACACUACUUACGAAUUUGACUCAGCUGCAAGAACUUUCUAUGAACAACUGCUCCAUAACGGCAAUUGAAGUUGGUUCAUUCUCUGGUCCUGUGUCUCCUGUUACCAUGCUCCUGUCCCUUCGCAACAACCUCAUCGAGCGUCUCAAUGGUUCAACAUUCCAGGCAGCUGGAUCUGUAGUACGCAAUCUCUACCUCAACGAUAAUCGGAUCAGUUCCAUUGACAGCGAUGCAUUCCUUGGACUCAGCAAUAUGUGGAUAUUGUCUUUGAAUGGAAAUAACCUGAGUGAUGAGCUGAGCCGGAAAAAUGUUUUCCUGGGCCUGAAGAACCUGGCUACCCUGCAGUUGUCUUCAUGCGGUAUCACAGAACUGCGGCGCGGCUCUUUUGCUGGUUUGAAUAUGACAACGUCGAUCGACCUGGAUCACAAUAAUCUGACAUCUUUGAAGGAUGGGGUGUUUGACAAUGUUCUAGAUGGUGGAUUCAGCUUUCUGACUCUGAACAUCAACCUGCGGUACAAUCAACUGCAGCGUCUUGGAGACAAUGUUUUCGCCAACCCAAGAAUCCUGGCAGCACAACUAAGUUAUAACUCGUUGACAUCUGCAAGCCUACUGUCUGGUUGCCUCGCAAGAGCCCAGUUGGGAGUAAUUGACCUUGACCACAAUCGGCUUACUAAUCUCACUGCUGACAUGUUCAACAACUCAAGGCUCGGAGAGCUGAGAGCACGCAGCAACAGGAUCAGCAGCAUUCCAGAAGAGAGGAUAUUCGUCAAUAGGACUGAAAAUUUAUUCCUGUACCUUGAUGACAACCUUCUCUUUCUGAAUACAUCGUAUCGCUUCAGCUGGCUAGGUGCCUUGACCGACCUAUCCCUGGCAGGCAACGGGAUUUAUUAUCUGGGCAGAAUGCUCUCUGGUCUGCAGUUGAGGACACUGGAUGUCAGCCGGAAUUCCUUGGGAAUACUGCCAUUUGUGGACCUCAACUAUACCUCCCUCGUGUCUCUAAAUGCCUCGCAGAAUACCAUGAGCACGUUCCUCGGAAAUUUUUAUGUUGCUGCACCGGCUAUGCACACCUUAGAUCUCAGUCAUAAUAGCUUCUCAUCUUUCAGUCGCCUCAGCACACUUGGUACCUUUCAUCGCCUUUCUUCGCUCGACUUGUCUUACAACCAGCUGGCCAAUCCUACAGUAGACUUCUCUCCAGUACUGGGCAAUAUGACCGUGUUGUCGUAUCUCUAUCUCCAGGGCAAUAGGCUGAAGAGUUUGGACAGGGUCCUACCUGACGACGUUGGCAUUUCGCUCAUAAAUGUGUCUUAUAACCAACUUCUCUAUGACAGUGCAUCAUUCGAGAGGAUCUUCACCAAUGCAAGUAGUUUCCUCAAGCUCACAAGCACAGGCAAUUACUUCAACAGCACUUGUUUUGACGAUGCAGUCAACAGGCUGGCUUCCAACAUCGUGGACCUGAUGGAUUUGGGAGGGCCUUACAGAUAUUUGUUGCGCCAGGAUAUCGGUGACUGUGUUUGUGCCAACAACACUUGGGGUUUGGACUGCAAUCGGAGCUGCGCAUGCAAUGAUGAGCUAGAACCGUAUGCUUACCGACCCAAUGUUAACAGCACAUGUCCUGUACAAGGUGGCCUGUGCGCCUGUUCUUUCUAUUGGACGGGUAGAGCUUGUGAGCAAUACCAAGUCGAACGCUAUGGUUGUUUUCAGCUUAACACGUCCAACACUUUGGAACUUGCCGCUGGAAGCUACGCUUUCGGCCAAACCGCCCACGAGGAUGCAUUCACGAUUGAGAGCUGCCUAGCCAACUGCAGCUCACUUGGUUACCUUCUCGCCGCGCCGUUCGUGUCGUCGAAAGGCUCGAGCGCGUGCGGUUGCCUCUCAGAUUUCGCCCAUCUUGGAUUCAGUGACGAAAGGCUCUGCACGUCUGAAUGUGGCAACACAACAUGUGGUGGCGUGAACGCAGUCUCUAUAUUUGCUCCUUUUGCCUGUGAAAACAGCAACUGUGUUUGUAUGGGAGACAGUGUGCAGUGUUCCAAUCUGCCAGUUUUUCCUCCGGGAAUACCAACCACAACACGACUCCUGGACUUGUCGAACAAUCGCAUCAGGAGCGUUCCGACUGGCGCCCUUUCGAGAUUGACCAAUUUGGCUAGGUUAAACAUGUCCGGCAACUUGUUGAACAGCUUCGAUUCCUCAUCAAGGACUAUCGCAUACCUAAAUCUGGCGAAUAAUCGACUGGAAGCAUUGAGCAUAACUUCAGGUUCUGCCUUGAAAGAAUUAUAUGUUCAGAACAACAAUGUGACGAAUGCCUAUCUUAUGCUGCCUACAGCACCUGCUUUGGAGAGAUUAGAUAUCAGCAACAAUCGUCUUGGCAGCUUCAACUUUCCUGCAUUGAUCCGUGGAGCGCGGAGCCUGAAUGCAUCCGGCCUGAGUUGCAAUGGAAACUAUUUCAACUGUUCAUGCCUGAAGAGCUUGGCCGACGACUUCAAUUGGAAGAACGACACAAACGCCACCAAUCCAGAUGCGACUACAGGAUGCGCAUGCUCGUUCAACAGUCAAGGAUUGUUCACAUACGGACUGGAGUGCGGCAUGCCGUGCGAGUGUCAAGUCAACACCACUGUCAGGUGCACGCCGAUAUACGGCAUUUGCCAGUGCAUUCAGGACUAUGCUCUGCUCAACUGCAGCCUCAACCUACGCACAGAGUGUCCUAAAGACUGUAACUGUUCGGCUGCAGGCAACCACUUGAUCCGGACGGUAUGCCACAACCAAGGCCUGACAACACUGCCACCGCUGAUUAGUCCGUUCACAUCAUCAUUAUCACUGGACGGAAAUGCCAUUGUCAAUCUGACUGUUGCUGACUUUGCGCACCUGCAGUUUCUAUUCGACCUCUCGAUUCAAAACAAUCAUAUUUCUCGGAUUGAGGAAGGUGCUUUUGAUCGCACCAACCUCUUCAUUCUAAGCCUGGCUGGAAACCGCCUUACUGGUCCAGCUCUGAAUUCUUCAAAGUUGUUUCCGGCUUCUCUGUUACAACUGGAUCUAGGCUCAAACCCACUGGGAUCGGUUCCAUCAAGAUUGUUCUCUAAUAACUCCCGACUUAGCAAGGUGAAUAUGAAAGGCUGUGGCAUUUCAUCAAUAGAGGAUGGUAGCUUUUCUGCUCUUGGAGAUUACUUGAGGUUAAUUCUGGAAGAUAACAACUUAACUAUGCUGACACCUGGGACUUUUGGUGCUGCGGGGAGUACCUUGUAUAACUUGGCACUGGACAACAACCACAUCAGCAGUAUUGAUGUCAACGCGUUUGUGAAUCUGACCAGUCUCUACACACUGUCAAUGAGUGGAAACAGAAUCGGUGGUAACUUGUUGCCAUACACCUUCAGAAGCCUAUCCAAUCUGAUCUCACUAACAUUGACAAACUGUGGUAUUACUCAGCUGAAGCAAGGUACUUUCACUGGCCUAAGAAGCACCUACAUCAUCAAUUUGAAUCAAAACAACCUGACUCGACUUGACGAUGGCUUGUUUGACGAUAUCCUGAUGGGAAGUGCCUCCGUCUACGUACUGAGUGUUGACUUGAGCAGUAACCAGAUAUCCAGGCUGGGAAAGAGAGUCUUUGCCAGUGAACGGAUUAAGAAGGUGUAUUUGUCUCACAACAGACUGUCCUCGGAAGAAUUGGAGAACAGUACCUUUGUACUAUCUCAUGUGAAUCACAUUGAGCUGGAUAACAACGCACUGACGUUCCUGUCUGAUUUCAUGUUCAAUGGCAGCCAUCUGUCCUAUUUGAGCGCUCGAAGCAACCGAAUCAAUCGACUGCCAACACGGGAGACAUUCCUGCCCCCUGGUAGAGGAACCACUACCCUAUAUUUGGAUGACAACAGAAUUUCAUCCCCGACCUCGGCCACAUUCCAGGCUGUCCGGAAUGUUAAUAAGCUUUCACUGGCCGGGAAUAGAAUAUCCAGCAUGAGAGAUAGCUUGAAGGACCUGACACUGAACUACCUUGACAUCAGUCGCAAUAGGCUAUCAAAUUGGAGCGACAUAAACCUGAACACAACUACUUUGAUAACAUUGAAUGUGUCAUACAACAUGUUUACCUCCUUCGGCUUGACCACUUCCAGCUCGGCGAUGCCAGGUUUAACAUCACUGUAUCUGAGUCACAACUUGAUCAAGUCAUUCUCUGAUCUGAGACAGCUCUCUCUUUACACACAGCUCUGGACAUUAGAUCUGUCGUACAAUCAGCUUGUCGACCCCACAUUCAACUUUGCAUCGGUGCUUGCCUUUAACCCUUUCAUCGAUACACUAAACCUGAAAGGAAAUCACCUUCAAACUCUGAGGAAUGUCAUUGCAGCGGACUCAAACAUUAACGAAUUUGACUUCAGCUACAACAACAUCACGUAUGACACCACCUUGUUCCAGAGCCUUUUUUCUAAAACCUCUUCUGACAUUAUAAUAACAAGCUAUGGCAAUUACUUGAAUGGAAGUUGCCUGAAUGAUGCUGCUAACACACGCUCACAGACCGUGCAAAACACCAUCACGUCUGGUGGUCGGCUUAUUACCGUCGUCAAUCGCCUUAUACCUGAUUGCGCAUGUGGCAACACAACCUGGGGCUUGGACUGUAACCAGACGUGUGCUUGCAACGAUCAAGUAGACGCCUACGCGUAUCGUCCCGACUCCAGUGCUCCGUGUAUGCUGCGUGGUGGACAGUGUCAGUGCCGAACGCAUUGGGCUGGAAGAGCUUGUCAAGAGUUCACUGUCAUACGGUUUGGAUGCUAUGCUGCAAAUGUAUCAGCUGAUUUUGAGUUGACGACUACGCCGACGUCCGGAACAAUCCAAUCUUGCAUAGCAAGCUGCAGUGCUAUGGGCUUAUACCUGUCAGGAUCCUUCAUAGAUGCUGGCAAUCGCAUAUCAUGUGCCUGCCUACACAACUAUGAUCACCUCGGCUCAACGAGUGAGCUCCUCUGUACACAGUCUUGUGGUAACACUACAUGUGGAGGGAACAGUUCUAUUGCAGUCUUUGCACCCAGAGCCUGUGACUUCUCUGGCUGCAACUGCGGCAAUCCGGAUGGCACCGUGACGUGCAGCAAUUUGACUGUGAUGCCACAUGGCUUUCCCGUUACCACAUCCAAACUGUUACUUUCAGGCAAUUCAAUCAAGCAGCUGGUUGUGGCUGAUUUCCCUGCUACACUGUCACAACUAACUGAAAUCGAUUUGUCCCACAAUAAGCUCACACAUAUCCAGGGAGGAACGUUCUCAUACUUGACAGCAUUGAAAAGACUGGAUUUAUCUGGCAACCUGCUUUGGAUUUUCCCAGGAUCUGGUCUUUUCACGCCAUCGCUCAGAUAUCUAAAUGUGUCCAAUAAUAUGUUGGUAACAGUCAACUUUGGAGAGGACUUACCACUUACGGAGCUAUAUCUUCAGAACAAUAACAUCACCAAGCUGGUGCUGUUAGGAGGUCCUAAUCUCAAAGUCUUGAACAUCAACAACAACGAGCUGAUAGGGUUCAACGAGACACAAUUCUUACGCUCGGCAGUGAAUUUGACAUCAUCAGGGUUGUCUUGUGACCAGAACUAUUUCAGCUGUCCUUGCCUUCAGCAGUGGGCGAAUAACGUCUCCUGGAAAUUGGAUGUAAACAGUACUUACCCAGCUGAAGCAGAUGCCUGUGGCUGCUCGCAAACAGGUGGGGCGUAUACGUAUGGUCGUAGCUGUGCGUUGCUAUGCCCGUGUGUGACCCGCAACACACAAUCAUGCCUACCACGGACUGGCCGAUGCCUGUGCCAGACCAACUUUGCAUUGCCCAAUUGCUCACUAGAUCUUCUACACGAAUGCCCCGCUGGAUGUGAGUGCACAGCAGUCACGUCUGCGUUUGUCCAAACCAACUGCAGCUGGAGAGGCCUAUCAACUGUACCGAAGAACAUCAGCAUUUUCACCGAGUAUUUACUCCUCCAAGGCAACAUGUUGACAUUACUGAAGAGUGGCGACUUUGCAGGGCUGAGGUAUCUUAUUUCUCUACACUUGGAGAGCAACAUCAUCGCUUGGAUUGGGCAAAAUACAUUCACGCCAUGUACCCGCCUUAUCCUUCUAGACCUCCGUAACAACUCGCUAAAUGCAACAGCCUUGCGCGUUACUCCAAUAUUUCCACAGAGUCCCUUGCAACUGUACUUGUCAAACAACCCUAUUGCUACAGUGCCAGCUGAGUUUACGCAGAGUGCACAACUUGGAAGCAUUGAAAUGGUGGACUGUGGUCUAACAGAUAUCAUGGAUGGAGCUUUCUCAGGAAUGGCAAGACGCUCUACCAUAAAUUUGAGAAGCAACAACUUGACUACGCUCAGACCUGCAACGUUUGGAGCUGCUGGCAGUAACUUGUCGAGCUUAUUUCUGGACAACAAUCGCAUCAGCAGUAUCGAUGCUGACGCGUUUAUGAACCUCACUGGCCUCUACAGACUGUCAAUGAGUGGAAAUGUAAUCGGUGGUAACCUGAUGCCAAACACAUUUAAAAGCCAGUCCAAUCUGGCUUCGCUCACACUGACAAACUGCGGAAUCACUCGGCUGAGUGUGGGAACGUUCACUGGUCUAACUAGUGCCUCUACGAUCAAUUUGAACCAGAACAACUUGACUCGGCUGGAUAAUGGCUUGUUUGACGACAUCCUGAUGGGAAGUCCCUCGUUCUUCACAUUGAGCCUUGAUUUGAGCAAUAACCAAAUAUCCACUCUGGGAAAAAGGGUCUUUGCCAGUCAACGCAUAAGAAGAGUGUUCUUGUCCUACAACAAACUAUCAUCGGACGAAUUGGAGAACAGCACAUUGACGCAGUCCCAUCUGCAUCACAUUGAACUGGAUAACAACUCGCUGACAUUCCUCUCUGACUUCAUGUUCAACGGCAGUCAUUUGUUUUACUUGAGUGCCCGAAACAACAGGAUCAACCGAUUGCCGACAAGAGAAACGUUUAUGAGCACUUCUGGAGGAUCAAAUACAUUGUAUUUGGACAACAACCGACUCUCGGCUCCGAGCGCUAACACCUUCAUAGGUGUCAGGAAUAUUGAUAUACUAUCGCUGGCCGGGAAUAGAAUAUCCAGCAUAAGAGAUAGCUUGAAGGACCUGACGCUGAACUACCUUGACAUCAGUCGCAAUAGACUAUCGAGUGUGAACGACAUUACCUUGAACACAACAUCUCUCCAAACAUUGAAUGCCUCGUACAACAUGUUGACCGGCUUCAACUUGACCACUUCGAGUUCUGCAAUGCCUGGUUUAACAUCACUAGAUCUAAGUCACAACUUGAUCAAGUCAUUCUCUGAUUUGAGUCAACUCUCAGCAUUCACGCAAUUAGUCACACUAGAUCUGUCGUACAACCAGCUUGUUGACACCAGUUUCAACUUUGCAGCAAUACUAGCAGGAGACCCCUUCCACAAAACACUGAACUUGAAAGGCAAUCGGCUCCAGUCCCUGAGGAACGUUAUCUCACCAAGCUCAUAUCUCUUCACAUUUGACUUCAGCUACAACAACAUCACGUUUGACUCCAUACUGUUUCAGAGUUUGUUUUCAAACACCUCAGCUGGCAUCACAAUAACAAGCUAUGGUAACUACUUGAACGGAACGUGCCUGAAUGAUGCUGCCAACAGCCGCUCAAUUCCUAUUCAAAGCAUUGCUUCUGGCAACCAAUUCAUUGAUCUAGGUAGUCGAAACAUACCUGAUUGCGCAUGUGAAAACACAACCUGGGGCUUGGACUGCAACCAGACGUGUGCUUGCAACGAUCAAGUAGACGCCUACGCGUAUCGUCCAGACUCCAGUGUUCCGUGUAUGCUGCGUGGUGGACAGUGUCAGUGUCAAACGCAUUGGGCUGGAAGAGCUUGCCAGGAGUUCACUGUCGUACGAGUUGGAUGCUAUGCGGCAAAUGUAUCAGCCGAUUUUGAGUUGACGACUACGCCAAUGUCCGGAACAAUCCAAUCUUGCAUAGCAAGCUGCAAUGCUAGGGGCUUAUACCUGUCAGGGUCCUUCAUAGAUUCUGGCAAUCGCAUAUCAUGUGCCUGCCUACAUAACUAUGAUCACCUCGGCUCCAAGAAUGAGCACCUCUGUACACAGUCUUGUGGUAACACGACAUGUGGAGGGAACAGUUCUAUUGCAGUCUUCGCACCCAGAGCCUGUGAGUUCUCCGGCUGCAGCUGUAGUAGUCCAGAUGGUGCUGUAACAUGCAGCAACUUGACUGUCAUGCCGCAUGGGUUUCCCGUCACUACAUCCAAGCUGCUGCUUGCCGGCAAUAAAAUCCAGCGUCUGGUUGUGGCCGAUUUCCCUGCCACAUUGUCGCAACUAACUGAAAUUGACUUGUCCAACAACAUACUAAGACAAAUACAGGCAAGGACAUUCCAGCAACUGGUGGCAUUGACAAGACUGGAUUUAUCUGGUAAUCAGCUUUCAGUGCUGCAUGGAUCUGGACUGUUUUCUUCAUCGCUGCGAUAUUUUGAUGCUUCGAACAAUAACCUGGUAACAGUGAUCUUUCCGAAUGAGAUACCCAUGACAGAGCUAUAUCUUCAGAAUAACAAUAUCACCAAUCUAGUGCUGAAAGAAGCAUCUAGCCUCCAAGUCUUGAAUAUCAGCAGUAACGAACUGAUUGGCUUCAAUCACACCCAAUUUCUACGCUCGGCAGUAAACUUGACAUCUUUAGGACUGUUCUGUAAGAAUAACUUCUUCAACUGCCCUUGCCUUCAGCAAUGGGCGAACAACGUGACCUGGAAAUUGGAUGUAAACAGUACCUAUCCGGCAGAAGCGGAUGCUUGUGGCUGCUCACUGCUGGGAGGGACUUACUUGUAUGGUCGUGACUGUUCAUUGCCAUGCCAGUGUGUGACGUCAAACACACAAUCAUGUGUUCCGCGGACUGGGCAAUGCCUUUGCCAGCCCUACUUUGCACUGGACAAUUGCUCGUUGGAUGUCCGAAAUGAAUGUCCUAGUAAGUGCGAGUGCACAGCAGUCGCCUCUGCAUUUGUGCAGACAAACUGCAGCUGGAGAGCAUUGUCAUCUGUACCGAAGGAGAUCAGCAUAUACACUGAAUUUUUAUUACUGCAAGGCAACCUGCUGAUGUCGCUGAACAACACUGACUUUGCUGGACUGAAGUAUCUCAUAGUUCUGCAUUUGCAGGCCAACAGUAUUGCUUCAAUUGGGCAAGACACGUUUUCGUCAUCCGACCGACUCAUUCUUCUGGAUCUUAGCAACAACUCACUUUCCACGACAGCUUUGCGGGUUCCUCGUAUGUUGCCACAAAGUCGUGUUCAGCUGUAUCUGUCAAACAACCCUAUCAGCAGUGUGCCAGCUGAGUUUACAGCCAAUGCAAACCUGGGAAACAUCGAAAUGAAGAACUGUGGCAUAACUAAUGUCAUGGCCGGAGCUUUCUCGGGGAUGGCUAGCGGAUCUACGAUAAAUCUACACAAUAAUCUCAUUCGGCAAGUUGACCAGAUGAUGUUUUCAGCUGCCGGCUCCAAUCUCACCACAUUGAUUCUGUCGAACAAUGGUAUUCACACCGUGGCAAUCGAUGCCUUCAGAAACCUUACCAACCUAGGAGGGCUGGUACUGUAUGGCAGCAAUCUGACUGACAAGCUGCAGCCAGGACUGUUUAGAGAGCUGACUCAUCUCAACCGCCUGAUAAUGCACAAUUCUAGAAUAUCACAACUGCCGCCGGGUGUCUUCUCUGGAUUGAAGAGCAUCAACGUUGUUGAUCUUUCUUACAACAUGUUGGACGGCUUGCCUGAUCGUGUACUCACCGAUCUGCGCGAGAAUGGCACAGCUGGUGGUGAUGAGGAAUUUUCUGUGUAUCUUAAUAACAACCGGAUUUCAACCAUUGGUUCGAGUGCUUUUUCCAAUCCUAAAAUAACAUCAGCGCAACUGAACAACAACUCCCUUACAUCAGUGAAAUUGAGCAAUGGUUGCUUGCGACAACCCAACCUGGGUCAUAUCUGGCUGGACUACAAUCAGCUUACAGACCUAACGGACAACAUGUUCAACGUGGACCAACUAGCCCUACUGUCUGCGAAUGGAAAUAUGAUCUCAUCCCUUCCAACCAGGAGAAUAUUUUCCCAUUUGGAGUAUGGCAAAACAUUAAGCCUCGAGGACAAUCUUCUUGACCAGGCCCUACAGGUUCCUGGGGCUCUUGCCAAAUUGGGAGGUUUGCAGACAGUCUCCAUUGCAGGCAAUCGCCUGACAGCAGUUGCAGCGCUCCAGGGCACUGAUGAGUUUACAAACCUGGACAUCAGUCGAAAUCAGCUGUCGACGUGGAGUGGAAUAGCAUUAAACUUCUCGGCUCUGACUGUACUGAAGGCCUCAGGCAACCAGUUCUCUGAUUUUAAUGCCAGCAUUCCUUCAGCGACUGACCCAUCGUUGCAUAGUCUUGACCUAAGCCACAACAACAUCACCUUUGCUGGUUUGCAGAAAAGUGAUGCCUUGACACGAUGCCAACAAUUGACUGGCUUGGAUUUGUCCUAUAAUCAUCUUGCAAGUCAACUAUACACCGGCGCUGGAGAGGUUUUCUCAAACCUGACGAAACUCCAUGACCUGAAUCUGGCAGGAAAUGGCUUUACAACUCUCAGGAACGUCCUUCCACGGGUUAUACAGCUGCAAACAAUCAAUCUGGAUAUGAACAACCUUGUAUUCAACAAGACAGAAUUUGAGGAGGUGUUUGCAAAUGCUACGGCAGGACUUCAGGUAUCUCUGAAGGAUAACUACCUCAACAGUGCAUGCUUAGAGCCAACUAUCAACUAUCCCAGUCCCAUUGGUCAAACGGAGCUCCUGUUCAACGGACGCAGGGUCUUUGUACCACGGAGACAAAUAGGGACAUGCGGCUGCCCGGCGACGACGUAUGACCGUGGGUGUUCUAACCAGUGUGGGUGCAACAGCCAGGAAACGCCUGGUGUGGUCACUACCAACUUCAGCUUACCUUGUCAAGUAGUCACAGGCCAGUGUAGCUGUCAACUACCCUGGACUGGCCUUGACUGUGCUGUAUAUGCUAUCUCAACACUUCCACCAACAACCACCCCAUCACCAGCAGCCACAACUCCAGCAGCCACAACUCCAGCAGCCACAACUCCAGCAGCCACAACUCCAGCAGCCACAACUCCAGCAGCCACAACUCCAGCAGCCACAACUCCAGCAGCCACAACUCCAGCAGCCCCAUCUCCAGCAACAACACAGCCUCCAACAAUGCCUCCAACAACACCGCCACCUGCAACAACGACACCUGCACAGAAUCCCCCAAGCCCAACAACAUAUACCAUUGAAACAGUGCCCCUGUCAACGAACCCCCCAGCAUUCACAGUACCACCGACAAGUUGGGACAGGCCGGAAGAUGUAAAAGAUUGGGUUGGCGACCUGUUCAGCAUUGAGACGUAUAACCUCGGUGUACAGAAUAUCACUGAUUUGAUCCUGCAAAACGCCAGUGCAGCACAACUAGUCUCCUUGGCUGUCAACAAUAAACAAGGGCUCCUAGAACUCCUCAGAAGUAUCUUUGAUGGCAUAGAUACUGACAUUGCGAUCAUUCUGGCAUCGAACUUGAUCUCUCGUGUUGAGCCUCCAGCGCCUACAAGACUGGCUGUUAGUACUACUGCUGAACAACCACCGGCAGAAUCCGGAGGCUCGUCAAUAGGACCUGUGAUCGGAGGAGCAGCCGGUGGUGUCGUGGUCAUUGUUGUCAUCGUAGUCAUCCUUAUUGUGUUGAGGGGCCGGCGCAGCAAGUACGAUGUGUCUGGAAGUGAAGUUCAGCUCCAGAGCAUUGAUGCCGAUGGGUAUGUUCUUUUGCGCGUAUUAUGUGCAUUUACCUAAUAUGAACACCUAUUCACAUAAUUCUAGUG
Messenger RNA from Sycon ciliatum, 13441 nucleotides. RefSeq lists its product as uncharacterized. The coding region runs from base 174 to 13412 and encodes 4412 amino acids. Gene Ontology annotation, cellular component: extracellular matrix. The transcript is spliced from 145 exons. The record is from RefSeq and is a predicted model, not a curated record. Gene Ontology annotation, molecular function: protein binding. NCBI's taxonomy places the organism in Eukaryota, Metazoa, Porifera, Calcarea, Leucosolenida, Sycettidae.